Molecule: messenger RNA, 1830 nt
Organism: Penaeus vannamei (Pacific white shrimp)
Lineage: Eukaryota; Metazoa; Arthropoda; Malacostraca; Decapoda; Penaeidae
Source: RefSeq, a predicted model, not a curated record
AUGAAGCACUUCGGAUACAUGCCUUAUAGCACUAAACCAGUUUUCAUAUCCAGAGAUCAAAUAUCCAUGACACUUUGUGGCUUAUGUAAUCCAGAUAUGAAACCUAUUAAAGACAGAUUACAAAAGUUGAUAUUUUCUCCUAAAACAGGAUAUCAGCAGGACAGCCCUCAGCCUAAGACAGGAUAUAGCACGGAAGCUCCCUUCAGCCUAAGACAGGAUAUCAGCAGGACAGCCCCUUCAGCCUACAGGAAUCAGCAGGACAUGAUCAGAGCAGGACAGCCCCUUCAGCCUAAGGAGCAGGAUAUCAGGCAGGACAGCCCCCUUCAGCCCAAACCCAAAACAGGAUAUUCAGCGGACAGCCCCUUCAGCCUAGCAGACAGGAUAUUCAGCAGGACACCCCUCUUCAGCCCUAAACCAGAGAUAUUCAGCAGGACAGCCCCCUUCAGCCUUAAAGACGGAUAUCAGCAGGACAGCCCCCUUCAGCCCAAAAACAGGGAUAAUCAGCAGGACAGCCCCCUUCAGACAGGAUAUCAGCAGGACAGCCCUCUCAGGCCUAAGGACAGGAUAGUCGCAGGGACAGCCCCCUUCAGCCUAAAGGACACAGGAUAUGCAGCAGGACAGCCCCCUUUCAGCCCAAACCAGGAUAUCAGCAGGGACAGCCCCCUUCAGCCUAAGGACAGGAUUGAUUCAGCAGGACAGCCCCCUCAGCCUAGACAGGAUAUCAAGCAGGACAGCCCCCAUUCAGCCUCAAAACAGGGAUAUCAGCGGACAGGCCCCCUUCAGCCUAAGACAGGAUAUCAAGCCAGGAACAGCCCCCUUCAGCCUAAGAGACAGGAUAUAGCAGGACAGCCCCCCUUCAGCCUAAAACAGGAUCAUCAGCAGGACAAGCCCCCCUUCAGCCUAAGACAGGAUAUCAGAUAUCAGCGGACAGCCCCUUCAGCCUUUAAGGACACGGAUAUCAGCAGGACAGCCCCUCAGCCUAAGACAGAUAUUCAGCAGGGGACAGCCCCCUUCAGCCUAAGACAGGAUAUCAGCAGGGAACAGCCCCCUUCAGCCCAAACCAGGAUAUCAGCAGGAACAGCCCCCUUCAGCCCAAACAGGAUCAUCGGCAGGACAGAUCCCUUCAGCCUAGGGACAGGAUAUCAGCAGGACAGCCCCCUUCAGCCCAAAACAGGGAUAUUUCGCAGGACAGCCCUUCAGCUAAGACCACGAUAUCAGCCACGGACAGCCCCCUCCUUAAGACAGGGUAUUCAGCAGGGACAGGCCCCCUUCAGCCCGAAAACAGAUAUCAGCGGGACAGAUCCUUUUCAGCCUAGGACAGAUAUUCAGCGGACAGCCCUUCGCUCUAAAACAGGUAUCAGCAGGACAUACCCCUUCAGCCUAAGGACAGGAUAUCAGCAGGACAGCCCUUCCAGCCCAAAACAGAUAUUCUGCAGGACAGAUCCCUUCAGCCUAGGACAGAUAUCAGCAGGGAUAUCAGCAGGCCAGCCCCCUUCACCCAAACAGGAUAUCAGCAGGACAGGCCCCUUUCAGCCAAAACCAGGAUUCAGCAGGACAGACCCCUUCAGCACUAAGACGGGUAUCAGCAGGGAACAGCUCCUUCAGCCUAAAGACAGGGAUAUCAGCAGGACAGGGCUCCUUCAGCCUAAAAUAGGAUAUCAGCAGGACAGCCCCCUUCAGCCUGUUGUCAGCCCCGCCCUUGGACACUCACCCACUCUCAUCGAACGCUUGCUCUCUGUGCGACGCAACCACGGACCAACUGAUCCACGGCGGGGCGAAACAGGAGUUACCAGAAGUUCUAUGACUCUCAAUUCCAUGACAUUUGAUUAA